Molecule: messenger RNA, 1740 nt
Organism: Tauraco erythrolophus (red-crested turaco)
Lineage: Eukaryota; Metazoa; Chordata; Aves; Musophagiformes; Musophagidae
Source: RefSeq, a predicted model, not a curated record
AUAAGGCCACGAGCCAGCUUCUGCUGGAAACGGACUGGGAAUCCAUCCUGCAGAUCUGCGACCUGAUCCGUCAGGGAGAUACCCAAGCGAAAUACGCCGUCAAUGCUAUCAAGAAGAAGGUCAAUGACAAGAAUCCCCACGUGGCACUCUACGCGCUAGAGGUCAUGGAGUCGGUGGUUAAAAACUGUGGCCAAACGGUCCAUGACGAGGUGGCCAAUAAACAGACUAUGGAGGAACUCAAGGAAAUACUCAAGAGGCAAGUGGAGACAAGUGUCCGCAGCAAGAUCCUGUACCUUAUCCAGGCCUGGGCUCACGCCUUCCGCAAUGAGCCCAAGUACAAGGUGGUGCAGGACACCUAUCAGAUCAUGAAGGUUGAAGGUCACGUCUUCCCGGAGUUCAAGGAGAGCGACGCCAUGUUCGCUGCAGAAAGGGCUCCAGACUGGGUGGAUGCUGAGGAGUGUCACAGGUGUCGAGUGCAGUUUGGUGUUGUGACACGGAAGCAUCACUGCAGGGCCUGUGGGCAGAUCUUCUGUGGCAAAUGCUCCUCCAAGUAUUCCACCAUCCCCAAGUUCGGGAUCGAGAAGGAAGUGAGAGUCUGUGAGCCCUGUUACGAGCAUCUCAACAAGAAAGCUGAGGGUAAAGCUGCUGCCACCUCCGAACUGCCCCCCGAGUACCUGACCAGCCCCCUCUCCCAGCAGUCCCAGCUGCCUCCGAAGCGUGACGAGACAGCUCUGCAGGAGGAGGAGGAACUCCAGCUAGCUAUUGCCUUGUCCCAGUCAGAGGCCGAGGAGAAGGAGAGAAUGAGGCAGAAAACAACCUACUCCAUGUACCCGAAGGCUGAGCCCACAGCUGUCACGUCAUCAGCCCCCCCGGUCAGCACGCUCUAUUCCCCGCCCGUGAAUUCCUCUGCUCCCUUGGCUGAGGACAUUGACCCAGAGCUGGCUCGGUACCUGAACCGCAACUACUGGGAGAAGAAACAAGAGGAAGUUCGCAAGAGCCCCACGCCAUCCGCGCCUCUGUCCCUCACAGAGCCAGCCGCUCAGCCUGGGGAAGCCCACCCCGCCCCACUGGGCGUCGUUGAGCAGCAGUACCAGAACGGCGAGUCCGAGGAGAACCACGAGCAGUUCCUGAAGGCACUGCAGAACGCGGUCACCACGUUUGUCAACCGCAUGAAGAGCAACCACAUGCGGGGCCGCAGCAUCACCAAUGACUCUGCCGUAUUGUCCCUCUUCCAGUCCAUCAACAACAUGCACCCCCAGCUGCUGGAGCUGCUCAACCAGCUGGACGAGCGCAGGCUGUAUUACGAAGGCCUGCAGGACAAACUGGCCCAGAUCCGGGAUGCACGUGGGGCUCUGAACGCGCUGCGGGAGGAGCAUCGGGAGAAGCUGCGCCGUGCAGCGGAGGAGGCCGAGCGCCAGCGCCAGAUCCAGCUUGCGCAGAAGUUGGAGAUCAUGAGGCAGAAGAAGCAGGAGUACCUGGAGAUGCAGCGCCAGUUGGCCAUCCAGCGACUGCAGGAGCAGGAGAAGGAGAGGCAGAUGCGCCUGGAACAGCAGAAGCAGACCAUCCAGAUGAGAGCCCAGAUGCCAGCCUUCUCGCUGCCUUAUGCCCAAGUCUCUCCCAUGCACAGUGUGUACAUGAACCAGGCAGCACAAGGGGGCACGGGGCCGUACACCGCGAUGCCCGUCACAGGGACAGAUCCCAGCAUGGUGAAUGCCUACAUGUACCAGCCGGGUGCCGGCA